This is a messenger RNA of Synchiropus splendidus (mandarinfish), 5263 nucleotides long. RefSeq names its product G protein-coupled receptor 12 (gene gpr12). The record is from RefSeq and is a predicted model, not a curated record. Lineage: Eukaryota; Metazoa; Chordata; Actinopteri; Syngnathiformes; Callionymidae. Gene Ontology annotation, molecular function: G protein-coupled receptor activity. The transcript has 2 exons. Gene Ontology annotation, biological process: G protein-coupled receptor signaling pathway. Bases 438 to 1466 code for a protein of 342 amino acids. Gene Ontology annotation, cellular component: membrane.
UUAUUUGAGAGCAAAACAUUCGUAUUUUAGAAGCGGCGGCGUUUGUCCUGGCCGCUAAGGUGGUGAGCAGGUGAGAUGGCGCGGUGAGGCGCGCGCGCACACACGCACGCGGGCGGGCCUGCGGGCACGCGCGCACACACCAGGCAGGACCAGAAUAGCUCGGAUUCUAAACCAUGCGCGCGUGCAGCCUCAGUCUGCGUCCUUGAGACGUCCACGAACCAGGAGCCAGGUCGGUCCGCUGGGGACGCCUCCUUCCUCACCUCCCCUCCCCUCCCUCCUCUUCCUCCUCGCACAGCCGCAGUCCGCGAUAGAGCGGCUCUUUCUUCCAGGACCAGCAUCUGCUCCCGGCAGCUCCAUCCUCAUCCACGACCAUGGACCUCGGAGGCUGGACUCCGUCCAUCUAGACUGGUCCUCGCACGGUCAAGACGGGGGGCACGAUGAGUGAAGAGCCACCGGCCACCCCGAGCUGGCUGACCCCCGACCCGACCGCCUGGUCCAGUGGAGGUGGGAGCCUGGUGAACAACAGCACUAGCCUGGGAACCUUCCCCCCGGAGGAGGCUCUGCCCCCCGGCCCGCUGCCGCUGCUGGUCAACCCCUGGGACAUCGUGCUCUGCUCCUCCGGGACGCUGAUCGCAUGCGAGAACGCUCUGGUGGUUCUGGUCAUCUGGCAGAACCCGGCGCUGCGGGCUCCCAUGUUCCUGCUGAUCGGCAGCCUGGCUCUGGCGGACCUCCUGGCCGGCCUGGGCCUGGUCCUACACUUCACUUGUGCCUACUUGCUUCACUCCGACUCGGCGCAGCUGCUGACUGUGGGUCUGGUGGUGGCCUCCUUCUCCGCCUCCGUCUUCAGCCUGCUGGCCAUCACCAUCGACCGCUACCUGUCGCUCUACUACGCCCUCACCUACAACUCGGAGCGGACGGUGGCCUUCACCUACACCAUGCUGGUGCUGCUGUGGGGGCUCUCGCUGUGCUUGGGUCUGCUCCCGGUGACGGGGGUCAACUGCCUGGCGGAGGAGGCCACCUGCAGCGUGGUGCGGCCGCUGACCAAAAACAACAUCGCCGUGCUGUCCGUCUCCUUCCUGAUGCUCUUCGGCCUCAUGCUGCAGCUUUACGUGCAGAUCUGUAAGAUCGUGAUGCGCCACGCGCACCAGAUCGCCCUGCAGCACCACUUCCUGGCAGCCACGCCCCACUACGUCACCACGCGGAAGGGCGUGUCCACGCUGGCCAUCAUCCUCGGGACCUUCGCCGCCUGCUGGAUGCCUUUCACCGUCUACUCCCUCAUCGCCGACUACACCUACCCGCCGCUGUACACCUACGCCACGCUGGUGCCGGCCACCUACAACUCGGUCAUCAACCCGGUCAUUUACGCCUUCCGGAACCAGGAGAUCCAGAAGGCUCUGUGGCUGGUGUGCUGCGGCUGCGUGCCAGCCAGCGUGGCCCAUCGCGCGCGGACUCCCAGCGACGUCUGACCCCCGCCAGGAAGAGCGAGGCGCGCGGCUCCUCAUCCCGGUGUCCACGAGAGCGGCGGCGAGAGGGCAUCCGGCCGUGCUCAAAAGGGUUGCUCACAGGCCGGAGUGUCUCACUGUCUUCCCUGGUCCAGGCGAGCUGCACCCCUCCCUCCCUCCAUCCACCCCUCCAUCCGUGCCACGCCCUUCUCGGCUCUGCGGAGAAGAAGGCGUCACAUGUUCAGGCAGCAGCCGAAAGAGCAAUGUGAGUCUGGUGAGCGGCGGCACCGGAGCUUGACACGUGCUGCUCUUUUCAUCAAAUAUGGAGGGAUUAUUAGUGGCCGCGGAUCCGUCUGGAGCAUCCUGCCGCUCUGCUGCUGCUGCACUUUGAACGUGCGUCGAAAGCUAAACAGCCCCAGAGAGCUAAAAAUAGCAGCAGCUCUCUCUGUGAUCCGCCGUCCUCCACACAGAAAACCAGCCUCCUUCUCCUCCCUCUGUCUUCUGCUCACUGCUUGUUUCGGUUCAUCUCCUCUGGUGGAGGUUUAAGAACAACCCCAGGAGACCCCCUCCACUUCCCCUCCACCCCCCAUAACCACUCCACUCUCCACCCCAUUACCCCCCACCUUCCAUUUAUGAUCAUCCUCAGACCCACAUGCAGGUCCAUGGGAUUAUGUAACCGCCGACUCCAUGAAGGACGCCACCACGUCGUAGUCCAAUAGGAACACGCCUAAUAUUGAAAGUUCGCCGCAACAAAGGCCAAUCAACACAAGAAAACGCUACAUAUCAAUCUGAAACAAACUCAAUUGUGGUUCCAGAAGACCUGUCCCCCUCGACCUGUCGGCCCCUUCCUCUCCUCUCUUGUGUCAUCUGCAUCCAACAAGCACAAAUCCUCAGUCACACACUGGGUGUCACCAUGGCAACCAUCGCCGCAAAAUCUUUCUACACAAAACCACUUUCCCAUUUCUUCCUCUAGUGGAGAGGUUUCAUCCAUCUGACAGGUGUUUAGGUGAUCAUUGCUGGGCCCUUCUUCAACUACCUUAAAUGUCCCAGCCACUUUCUUGUUGGAUCCUUAAGAUUCGACGUACAGUCUGUGACAGGUGCAAAUAGCUGGAGACAGGUGAUUCAGAGCGUGGCGAGUUUGGAGGGAGGCAAACACACAGAGCUAGCUUUAGUUAGUAUAAGGAAAAAAUAAUCCAACUAAGCGUGUGAUGCAAAGGUGUGAGUGACACCGAACUCCAGUGUUCAUUCUUGGCGCAUUAGCACAGACUCUGCGGCCUAUCAUGGAGGGCACCGUGGCGGGGGGGAGCAUUCCCUUUGUCAUAUGGCAUGUAAAUGAGGAUAAAAAAGAUGCGAUGUUUUCAUUUCACCCUGUUUUGCAUGACGUGCAGUCUCUGUGGUGAGUCUUUUUUGACUACGGAAUCACUCACAACAUAUGCCAGGAAACUUUGGGUGCAGGUGGCAAUUGCAUUUGGUGUGAAUUUACCUUCGAAGCAAGUGCCAAAAAACGUCAGACGGCAAAGCUGAAGUGGCCAAUAACCAAAGUGCUUCAUAUAAAAUACAUUUAGCACUAAAAGAGGUCACUUGUCGGGUGCCAGACAAAUUGUUUGUUCAACUGUCAACAAGAGCACACUGAUAGUUUAGAUGCUUUCACUCUAGAAAAUCCCACCCCUGCUUUGGAUCAUUGUUUGCUAGCAUAAUGUUGAACAUUAACUGCUACAAACCCCGAUAUUCUGGCUUCAAUAACCGAUCAAUGAGUUGCUUAACUCCUGUUUCUCAGUGCUGAGGUGAGCCACUGCCUCCACAUUCACCGCAAAGUACAUGAAGGGAAAUUAAAUGCUCGCGAUCGAUCGUCCUAAGUUACUAAAAGCGCGUAUGAUUCGCUAGUCGCUAUAAAAAGGGUCACGUGAAAUGAUAUAUUUUUAUUUUUUUAAUUGCUACAGUGAUAUGAAUUUGACACCUCAAAGGUGCACAUUCUUGUUUCAUUCACGCUGAAGAUUUUAUUAGAUGUGGACAUUGUUCAAACCUUGCUUGAAAAGAACGUUCAAUAGUAAAUACCAACGAAUGCAAAAGCAGCUGAGUGAACAUUUUGAAAUGUUAAAAUGCCUGUGACUGGACUGACGUCCUUCAGUGAAGAUGGACAGAAACCUCUUCCUGGCGGUUUUGGAUGCUGAGCUGCUCCUCAAGGUCCGACGGAUCACCUGUCAGGUGGAUGGAUGACUCAGCACAAACACUUUCUGGUGAAAACCGCAGUGAACUCAUUUCCACACCAGCUGCUCUGAGGUCGACUCCCUGGUUUACACGCGUCAGCAAUAACUAGCCAGUGAGUGGUAGUUAUGUUCACAGAGGCGAAGCAAUACCCAGACAGCAAUAACAUCCAGAGCCAUCGUCUCCCUGCCAUCAUCACCUCACCGUUGCGAACCUCCAGAAUCCUGUUGUUGUGCAUCUGAUAUGAGCUGCAUGGCCUGUGGGGUGUGUGCAUGUGUGUGUCUUUGUGUCGCCGCAAGGGUUUCAGACCGGGGUCCCUGGUGACCCCAGACCUUCUGAGGUUCAUGCUGCCACAGUCUUCCCGACCUCUCUGAGAAAAAGUGGCCUCGUCACAUGUUGUAGCAUGUCGUGCUUUUGAGCAAGGUGAUAGUAGGAGGACGAGAUCGACCCAGCACUUCAAGCCAAAGUGAAAGGAACUCUGAGUGAACUGGUCUCCUCCGCAUCACCACUUCAAUCAAUCUGGUGAAGGCAGGUGUCCAUGAAGUGACCUCUGAAUGAAUCUAUGAGCUAAAAGGGCCUCUUCCGACGACGACGCAAAAAGCCUGGCCUGCUUUUCCCUCUCACACAAAGAGGCGAGGGCAUCAAGAGGAGCGGCUUUUCCGGCGCGUCAGGUCGAGGCCCGCGUGUGAUCUUGUGCACAGUGUCAGACUGCACGUCUCCUGUGAGCGGCCUGGCACAUCACAAACCACCAAUUCCUUUACCCUCGGAGAAAAAAAAAGUCUAUUUUGUUAUAUUCAUUGAAAAGUUCUAUUUUUUUCCACUUCAGUCCGACCCGGUUCUGAUUCUGAUCUUGUAUCAUACAAUGGCGCUGUAAAGCCUUUUUUUUCUGAAUGUAGUAAUAAUGAAGAUGUUCAGUCCCCUCUGGUUUGUUUCUGUAAAUAAGGCAUGCUUUAGAAAAGAGGCGGGUCUUGGCAUCUCCACCACUGUGCAUGGUACCACCCAAGCCAGUCAAUGUGAAGGAGGGAAAAGGUUUCGUGAAAAGGGUCUCCUCCUCUGGACGGCCGUUCCAUAUCGGCGACCUGGACGAAGAGGAGGGGGACACGCUGGUGUGAAUAAGGGCUUCGUUUCUGGACUGGUAUUGGAUGUAACGCUCACACGUGUAUUUGGGUUUUUCCCAGCCAAGAAUGAGCGCUCAAUCCAGUGAAGUGUUUUUUUUUUUUACGGUUACUAAACUAGAGCUAAAUAUCACAACACUUAAGGGCCUGUGAAUGUUUGUGUGUCAGGGUGGGUCGCCACGGUAACAGCAUCUUGUGUCAACGUAGUUUUCAAUGUGAAAUGCACUUUAUUUUCGGGGGUUGAAAAUGGCACAACAAAUUCAGUAUCUGCAAAAUGUAUUAACGAUAAUCAACAUGCACUAACUGAGAUAUUGUACAAACAUGGUGUGAACGUGGUGUCUAUUUUUCCAAAAGUGUUAGUUGUACUUUUUAAUUGCUUCGGUUAGUUCACUCGACUGACAGAUCUUGUUAAUUUUUUAUUAAAAACAAACAUGUGCUGUGCAUAGAAACUCUGGUUUGUUCUCUCUCUCUCUCUCUCUCUGAGCCCCUUUCUUCUUCACU